CAGACAGCUCCCUCUGGAAGGGAGUGCAGGGCCAAACCUAGGUCGCGCCGCCCCCAGCCUCGGGGCUGCCUGCCAAGAGUUCAAGGCCACCCCAAUCCGGAUAUGAUGAAAGGGAGCCACAGAGAGAGAAGUGUUUGAAGAGUGUAGGAGUGGCAGCGCGAGGGUGAACGAGACACAAGUGGAUCCUAAAGUCCUUCCCGGAGAGGGGCUGCCCGGAGGGACAGGACAGAGUGUGCAGAGUCAGCGCGGGCGGCUGCCACCAUCGCCACCACUCCCGGGGGCGGCGGGACUUGGUCGGGCUGCCGGGACGUGAUGGGGCCGCAGCCGGAGCCUCUCUGACGACCGGCGGCGGGAGGAAGGGACUUUGAACAGCUCGCGUUGGGUGGGGGGAUGCCGAGAGGCAGGCCGUUUCCUGCACCCAGCACCUAAGCCGCCGGGGUCGGUGCACCCCGCAGGGACGGCGCGGGCUCGGAGCGUGGCCCAUGUCCGGCGCGGGUGAAGCCCUUGCUCUCGGGCCCGCGGGGCAGCUGUGCCCGGCCGAGGCGGGCGGAGGCCGGCUGAGCUCCCCGGCCCACGAAGCAUGUAAUGAGGACAAUACUGAGAAAGAUAAAAGGCAAACUACCAGUAGCCACACCAGGUGCGGGCUGAUGCGGGACCAGUCCAUUUGGCGAAAUCCUUCCGAUGGUGAACUCGUUAGAACCCAGCCUGAGCGUCUGCCUCAGCUGCAGACAUCAGGACAGGAAGCCAGCGAGGAGGAAACAGGCAGGCUAAAGAAGGGCGGCCUCACAGUCACAGGCGUGAGCAGUGGGAAUGGCAUUCAUCACGGAGCCAAGCCUGCAUCCGUGGACAAUCACAGAGCGUCAGCUCCAGUUGCUCAGAAGAUGCACAGGAAAAUUCAGUCCAGCCUGUCUGUAAACAAUGAUAUCAGUAAGAAGAGUAAAGUAAAUGCUGUCUUUUCCCAAAAAUCAGCUUCCUCACCCGAAGAUUGUUGUGUCCACUGUAUCCUGGCAUGCUUGUUCUGUGAAUUCCUGACCCUCUGCAACAUUGUGCUGGGACAAGCUUCUUGUGGCAUCUGCACCUCGGAAGCCUGCUGCUGUUGCUGUGGCGACGAGAUGGGCGAUGACUGUAGCUGCCCCUGUGACAUGGACUGCGGCAUCAUGGAUGCCUGUUGUGAAUCCUCAGACUGUUUAGAGAUCUGCAUGGAAUGCUGUGGCAUCUGUUUUCCUUCAUAAAGAUUUAUCUCUUGUUUGUACUAAAACUGGAGACAACUUUACAAUAUUUCUUGUAGGGGAAAGAAAAGCACAUGGUAAGAUUCCCAUGAAGCAACUCAGUAUUUGCACUGUUUAACUCAUUUAAGUAAUCUCUGAAAUUCUUCCUCUUUUACCAGAUGCAUGUGGUUUUAAUAUGUGAAGUUUUAACUGACUAACUGGUUUUUGAAGCGUCUUCAUAGAUGAAAAUAAUUUGAAGACAUUUUGGCACACACAGCCUAAAAUGGUUAAAUGUCUUCUUUCUCUAGACAUGUCCCUACCCAUUCUGAGCAGUUCUUUGCUCUAAAUACAACAUUGCUCAGAAUGUAUUUAAACUAGAUCACUUUGAUGUUUAUCUAUUAGACGUUAAAAGCAAACAUUUUUUUUUUCAUUGUAAGUAAGCAGAUUUUGGGUAGAGCCGUAAACAGAUGUGGGACCCCACUUGUUGGUCUCCUCUGGGCUUUCCACCUCUCUUGUUCGCCAGAGCGCACCUGAGGAAGAUCCUGUUGCUCUCAUCCAGAGCAGCAGGAAGCAUGAUGGAGGAGAACCAGAGGGGAGCUGUAAAGAAUGAACCAAGUUGUAAGACAUGUCUGCUGCAGGACUCUAAUGGCAAGAGGCCAUAGGAACAACCAGAUGCGACAGUUAUUGCGGACGUCCUGAAGGAGGAUGUGACAUUGUGGAUGCCCUAGGAUUAGCUACUUAAAUUUAGGAAAAAGUUGAAGGUGGAUGACCUGAACUGUCUGUGCUCUGAGCAAGUGAAAAGGCUUGCCUUCAUUGUAUAUUACAGCAACACAGCUCUCUUAGAACUGUAUAAUCUGAACUAAUGCAAAUAUGCACUUUCCUACACAUAAUUUAAGUGUUAUAAAUUUUAAUGAAAACAUAAUACCUUGUUAACAUAAUUAUAUUUUACCAAAAAAAAAUGUAGAACACUUUUUAACAACGCUCAUUUAAAUGAUUUUUUUUCUUUUCUUUUCUUUUCUUUUUUUUUCAAGAUUAAAAUAAUCCCAGUAUUCAUUGGGGUUUUUCCAAAGCUGGCUUAUAUUUGGAAAGAUUCAGUUCUUUAUCAUGCAGGGGUGGUGUGGGGGUCUAUUUAUUUUCAUUGGCUUGUAGUCCUAGCCUUGUUGUAUUUCUUAAGUAUGUAAGCUUUGGAUCCACUACAGGAGGACCUCAGAUGUCCACCACCAUCACCAGAUAUCAGGAUUCCAGCUAUGUGUGAAAUUAUGCCAAGUGUCAGAUUAUGUAAAGAUACUAAAGUAUGAGGAAGUAAGUCUGUGAUGAGACUAAUUUUAUAGUGAUGGAGUCAGCACAUGUAGAAGGGAGAGUUCAGUUUCACACACAUCCUCCCAUGUUCUUUUUUUUUCUUCUCUCCAGAUUUAAAAUUUAGUUACAUUGGCUAAUUACUUGUAGGCUCCUCGGAGUAUGUUGUUGUUAGUGGUUCUUUCUAGUUCCAGAUGAAUUUAGAUUGUUAUAAAUAGUGCGUUUUUUGGAAACCUUUAGCCAGCCUAGACCUUCAGGAGACCUAAACUUUUUUUUUUCUGUGAAGACUGACAACAUCACCAGUGUCUUUCCUUUGAAUGUUAGCCUAGUUCAUAAUUAAAUUAUUAUUUUAAAUAUUUUUUGAAAAAGAAAAGUGUGUCUCCUCUCUAGUGCAAUUUACAUGUGCAUAUACUUUAAAUACCAUGCUAAUGUACAGCUGCCUUCUUCUUCAUCCUUGAAGCAGAAGCUUUGAUUUGCUACAUCAAAUAUAAUGGCGACCUUAGUGUUUCCAUAUUCAAAUGUUAGCUUGUGCUUAUAUCACACGAUGUUGAAGAGCCAUCUGUUUAUGGAUAAGCCUCCUAAUGAUUGUUACAAUAUUUGCCUCGUUAUCCUGUAAAACUGUUUAACCAAGAGGCUUGUCUGAUGCUUGAAUAUAUCUUGCUAUGAUUUGCAAUGAAAAUGUUAGUGCAUUAGAAAUGUCUUUCUGUAAUAGAGAACAUUAGUGAAUACCAGAAUUUAAUUUCCAUACUUGUACAUGUUGGACUUUUCUUCAGCUCUGUAAGCCAGGCAAGCUAUUCCUUAAGGCAUUUUGUAUAAUUCAAAAGAAAAAUAGGCAAAUGUGAAAACAGUUUUAGCAUAUUUUAAAAUUUUGGUAUGUAACGUGUUUUGUUGAAUCUUAUGGCCGUCAAGAUUAAUUGCUAUAGUUUACACCUAGACAUUCAGUCUCUUUUUUAAAUGUGGCAUAUUUUCAAACUGGAUCCUGGCUAUUUUAAAAUUAAAAUAUAUAUAUAUGAAUA
This is a messenger RNA of Apodemus sylvaticus (European woodmouse), 3520 nucleotides long. RefSeq names its product MyoD family inhibitor domain containing (gene Mdfic). Lineage: Eukaryota; Metazoa; Chordata; Mammalia; Rodentia; Muridae. Bases 483 to 1232 code for a protein of 249 amino acids. The transcript is spliced from 5 exons. The record is from RefSeq and is a predicted model, not a curated record.